Messenger RNA from Rhodofomes roseus, 1452 nucleotides. Its product is annotated as CMGC/CDK/CDK7 protein kinase. The record is from RefSeq and is a predicted model, not a curated record. Gene Ontology annotation, cellular component: nucleus; cytoplasm; transcription factor TFIIK complex. Gene Ontology annotation, biological process: protein phosphorylation; positive regulation of transcription by RNA polymerase II. The transcript is spliced from 8 exons. NCBI's taxonomy places the organism in Eukaryota, Fungi, Basidiomycota, Agaricomycetes, Polyporales, Fomitopsidaceae. Gene Ontology annotation, molecular function: ATP binding; RNA polymerase II CTD heptapeptide repeat kinase activity; cyclin-dependent protein serine/threonine kinase activity. The coding region runs from base 184 to 1308 and encodes 374 amino acids.
GCUGAGCGAGACUCUCAUUCAAGUGCAGCCCUCUUUCUCGGGUCUUGCAGCACACACAAUCCCGUCACCACUUACUCACAGCUUGUUACAGGCGGAAAUUAGCCGAGAACAGUGUCUUGGUUGCAGGAGGAGACAUUACACGUUGAAACUUGUACAUAACUGCCACCGUGACGCCGCCGCAAGAUGGAUGCCGUCGAGAGAGCCAACGCCGAUAGACAGAAGCGAUGGGCGAAAGACCAGAAGAUUGGAGAAGGUACAUACGCCGUGGUGUACCGAGGUCGUGAAAUAGCGACUGGGAGGAAGGUCGCUAUCAAAAAGAUCAAAGUAGGCCAGUUCAAAGAUGGACUUGAUAUGUCAGCCAUCCGGGAGGUCAAGUACCUUCGCGAGCUCAAGCACCAAAACGUCAUCGAGCUUCUCGACGUCUUCUCGUCAAAGAAGAAUCUCAAUCUUGUUCUCGAAUUCUUGGAAACCGACCUCGAACUAGUCAUCCGAGAUCGUUCACUGGUCUUUCUUCCUGCCGACAUUAAGAGCUGGAUGGCCAUGACAUUUCGCGGCUUGGAGUUCUGCCACAGGAACUUCAUACUUCAUCGGGAUUUGAAGCCCAACAACUUGCUUAUCGCUGCAAAUGGGCAACUCAAGCUAGCCGAUUUUGGUCUUGCACGGGAGUUCUCAGACCCCGGCUACAAAAUGACAUGUCAAGUAAUCACAAGGUGGUAUCGGCCACCAGAACUGCUAUUCGGCUGUCGAUACUACAGUACUGCUGUAGACAUCUGGUCCGUUGGUUGCAUCUUCGCUGAACUCAUGCUCCGAACGCCAUACCUCCCCGGCGAGUCCGACAUGGAUCAGCUGAGGACCACCUUCCGUGCACUGGGAACGCCUACAGAAGAAGAUUGGCCGGGCCACACAAAACUGCCUGAUUACGUUCCCGUAGGGCAAUUCCCGAAGACUCCGUUACGAGAGCUGUUCAGCGCUGCAACACCCGAGUGUCUGAACCUCCUUACCAGAUGUCUCACCUAUGAGCCACGUAGGCGGAUCAGCGCCAAAGAGGGACUAUACCACCCCUAUUUCUCAACACAUCCAUAUCCCACACACCCAUCCAAGCUUCCUAAACCUGCCGCCAAGAUGGGUUCGAGUCUGCCUUUGGAGGAGUUGGACGGCAAUACGGAGCCAAUCGGUAAUGGGCCUGGUGUCAAGGCCAACCCGCCGAAUAAGCUCAAACGCAAGCUCUCGUCCGACGAUGUCAACGGCAGCAGUCGUUCGAUUGCACGGAGACUCGACUUCACACAACAUCGGCCAACGGCGCAAUAAGCGAUGACACACGGUCAAUGGGUGAUGGCCAAAAGGGACAUGGCACGUCCCAACACUCUCGAUGUUCACGUCACGCUAGGGUAGACGUACGGACAAGUAAUAUGUACGAGUAAACACGGACUGCAGUGUACGCUAUGGGUAAGG